AUGUCAUCGCCAAUGGAAGAAUAUACACAUAUUGUGAAUACUUAUACCAAAGAGAUCGAACAUCCAAGUUCAAGACAGGAUUCAGAGCAAUUUCAAAAGCUAUUAUCAGCAAAUAUAGAAACAUUACUGGAAUUAAAGUCCACUAUUACUAAUAAACUCGCUUUAUUUAGUUCCAAUGAGACCAUAGAUGAUUUAACUACUAGUUCUAUAAAAUUCUUGUCCAUGGAUUAUUACUUAGCUUUAAUGUGCUGCAGACGUCAAAGCUAUGUUCAAGACAUGGAUAAUAUUAGUAAGAAUAGAAUUAGAUUAAUGUUUUUAGAGAAGUCAAUCCAACUUUUUGUUCAAUUUUUAAUAUCCUUAGAAGAUUAUGAACUUCUGGAUAAAUCUCUAAGUGGUAAAAUUGAUUCCUUUAAGAUUGUAUACAGACCAACUAUGGAUGAACUAUAUAAGGUUAAUUCAGAGAAUAGCAUAGGAAAUGAGGAAUUGACCAUGGCAUACAUGAAAAGACAGCAAAAGAUUGAGUUCUUUCAAAGAUCUAAACAACUGACAGCAAAAAUGCGAGCUUUGGAAUCAAAGGUAAAUUCUAUUGAAAUAGAUAAUGGUAGUGAUAAAGAAGAACUUUUAAGAGAUUUAUAUAUUCAAAAUUUGAAACAGUUAAGUUAUUCUGCAUUUAAUGAAAUUGAACAAAUUUUAUAUGAAACUGAACUAUUGAAAAAUAUCAUUAGAAAUCCUCCACCAAUAGAAGAACAAUCCUCUGAAAGAAAAGAAGGAAAAGAUAACUUCUUUGAUAAUACAGGUUACACGGAUAGACUAGAGACUUUAAAUAAGCCUUUAUUAUCGAAAAAUGGUAAAAUAUUAAGGAAUUUUACCUUGGUUGACAAAAAGACAGAGUUGAAGAACAAAGUACGCGGUUAUGGUCAAUAUGGACCAACAAUGUCUGUUGAGGACUUCUUACAGAAGGAGUGGGAAGACGGUAGAGUACUCCAAGGUGGCCCCGAAAGUGCUAACCAACAAGAAGAGAUUAAUGAGGACGACGAAGAGUAUAAUGAUAGAGAAACAUACAAAGCAAGGGAUUGGGACGAUUUUAAAGAUAACAAUGCAAAAGGUAGCGGUAAUACUAUGAAUAUGGGAUAA
Molecule: messenger RNA, 1134 nt
Organism: Maudiozyma barnettii
Lineage: Eukaryota; Fungi; Ascomycota; Saccharomycetes; Saccharomycetales; Saccharomycetaceae
Gene: TAP42
Product: Tap42p
Exons: 1
Coding region: 1-1134 (377 amino acids)
Biological process (GO): regulation of signal transduction; regulation of dephosphorylation
Cellular component (GO): cytosol
Molecular function (GO): protein phosphatase 2A binding
Source: RefSeq, a predicted model, not a curated record